AUAAGUGAAGAGUGUACCAAAUAGAAAGAUAUUUUUGAGGUUGACUGUGCGUGUAACAAAUCCGAAAGUUUAAAGCUGCCAAACCGACCUUAGUUUGGCAUUCAAGAAUCAAAUUCGUUAAUAUAUUAACCCGGACAUCCGGAACUAAGCAAAGCACUGCUAAAAACCCGAUUAAGCAAAGCUAGAAAAUUUUCCUGUUCAGCCGCAGCCUUUCCUCGAGUCUCCUUCACAGUACUCGACAUCUUCGCACUAACUAGCAGUGCGAGGAGAAAAGAAGAGGAACUGCUGCAAUUUAUGUUGUACCAUUUUUCUGCUUCCUUAUUUCUGCUCAUUUCAUUGAUAAGGUGGAGUAGAAAAGUGCCGAGGGGAAACUAAUUCCCCCGGAGCACGAAAAUUCGGGCUUUCCCUAAAGAUUUCGGUCCCCGAAUUACGAUACGGGGCACUACAAAACCGGACUCGACUGAAAAGAAACGGAAACUUUCACAGUGUGCAUUAAAUGGUAAUGCAUGCCAGGAAACCGCAGCGUUUACUGAAUGAUGGAUACCACCAGUCCCAUCAGUAUCAGAAUUCAAAAUAUACUUCAUCCAAGAGGGAUUAUGAGCGAGAGGCUAGCCGAUCGGGCGGCUAUGGACGCGAUCGGGACUCGCCGGCAGGAAGUUCGAUGAACAAUGGAAAUUACAAAUCAAUAUCCCCUGACCUGGAUUCGCCGAGAGAUCGCGAUCGAGAGCGCGACCGGGACCGCGACCGUGACAGGGAUAGGGACCGCGGCGGUGGCGACCGGUAUCAGUACGGAAUGAGCAAAAUGCGUGACAAGGAUCGUGAUCGAGAUUAUAAAAAGGAUAAAUAUUCAGAUUCGCUACGAUCCCCGAAGGAUAAGCGUAGUCGCAGCGAUCGGGAUACGGAUCACCGGUCGAAUCAUGACCGACGGUUGAAGCUGUCUGUGUCCGAGAAGCGCGGUGGAUCUAGCUCGAACUCGGACGAUCGGGAACGGGACCGUGAGCGGGAAAGAAGUGAACGGGAACGCGAGCGGGAGCGGGAUCGCGAUCGUCUGCGUGAUCGUGAUCGCGAUCGUGGAGGUAUUGGGAGUGGUGGAGGCAGUAGCGGAGGUGGCGGAGUUGGUGGCAGCAGUGGGGGUGGCGGUGUGGGUGUAAGCGGUGGCGGUGGGGGUAGCGGUGGAGUUGGGGGCGACCGAGUAAAUCGCGUCGGCGAUUGGAGUGAACAUGUAAGCUCGUCCGGCAAAAAGUAUUACUAUAAUUGUAAAACUGAGGUGUCCCAGUGGGAAAAACCCAGAGAAUGGGUUGAGAAGGAGAGUAGAAUGAUGUCUAAGGACCAGCAUCGUGAGUACCGAGACAAAGACCGAGAGAGGGAACGGGAACGUAACGAGCGCGAUCGGGACGAUCGGUAUUCUUCGUCUGCUAGCAGCCGUUCAGCGGCAUAUGGCAAGCAUUCCAGCAGUAAAGUAGUAAUGUCGAGGGUACGGUGGUCCGGAGUGGAAUCACAUCGAAGACGACAUGAAGAUAAUCAAGAUAUGGACAUCAGUCCCGGUGAUUCAACACCGACCUCGGAAGCCAACUAUUCGCACUCGAGCACCCCCACUAAUCAACAAGGCCAUGCUGUAAACAAUGCCGGCACAACCAGCACUGAUGGCGCUCCGGGAGCCGGACUGAUGGCGAAUCAAUUGCCCCGGUUGCUGUCAAAUCCAAUGGCAACGCAGAGUGGUAUUGCCAUUCCGGUUCACACGCAACAUCAGUCCCAAUCGCAAACCUCGUCCGCCUAUACAACGUCGGUUUCCACCUCAUCUCCAUCCGUACUCCAGCAGCAGCAACCACAGCAGCAGCAGCAGCAUAUGCUUGGCUCUGGUGGCGACAUGAUGCUUAGCUCGAAUACUCCUGGUCCGCCAGGACCACAAAUUCAACACUUGCAAUCGUCACAGCAACAACAUGGGCAAUCUCCACAUACGUCCACAGCACCCGGUUCCGGUUCGAACGUUUCGUCGUCUCUAGCCGGCCUGCCGAAAAUUCUAUCGCAGAUUACUGGUAACAAGACGAUAGAACACAAUGAGCUAAAUCCCCAGAAAGCUCUACAGACUAUCAACAAUGCGCUAAUGAUGCAAUCCAGGCAGCAGAACCCGAAUGGUACUGCCGUCGGAUCGUCACUAGACAGCAAUAUAGGUCCCAACAGUUUGAGAGAACACGCACUGAAUUCACCGUUGUACAACGUUUCUAAUCUGUCUCACCCGACGACUCCAAUGUCCGGUGGCAGCGGUAUGCUGAACCACAGCAAUCAUCAGUCCAACAGUCUGAACUCUUCGAAUUCGGCGGCAAAUCUGAGCGGUGGAAGCAACAGUAGUCAACUAUUGAGUGGCGACGGUCCACCGACGCCGACACAAGAAAUGGACCUUGCACUGCCGGAUCAUCGAAAGAUGGAAGGCACCAGCACGACCACGACAAGUGCCGUCAGCAGCCUGCAGGGCGUAAUGACAUCGUCUCAGUGCGGUCGAUCUCAGGGACCGAACCUGACACCCAGUUUAGCCAAGUACUUCCGGGCCGAUCUGAUAUCCCACGUCACGGGAUGGCCGUCAGAAAUACUGGAGAAAACGAUUCAGAAGCUGUCAGAGGAAGCCCACAUUCUAGGUGAUCUACAAUGCAGUAAAGUAUCGGCAGAUUUAAAAUGUGCUAGGAGUUUAGUUAGAAUAACGGAAAUCACUGCGACACUGCAAGAACAGAAAAUUAUGUAUCUACGGCAGCAGAUUCGUAGAUUAGAGGAGCUAAAAUCGCAAAACUCUUUUAUGUCGUCUGAUGAUCUAUAGCGCUAUUAAAUAAAAAGUUAAAUUUAUAUAAAAAAUAAAAUCCUCACAAAAAAAAGAAAACCAGUCAUCCUUUCUUUUCAAAGGACGAUCGAGACAGGACUAAUUAACACUACCUAAUUCGGAUGCAUGUCCUACACAUACUGCUCUACAUAAUGAAAAAAAAAAAAACAAAAUUAACACACAUCAAUGUAUAAAGCUAGCGGGAAUUAAUGAAAAUAAUUCUGUUUUAAAUUUCGUGUCGACAUGUGCAAGAAUCAAACUGGAUCAUAUACCCUAAUGAUAAAAUACACAAUUUCACAAAACAGUAUGGUAGUAAGACCGUCAUCGUGCGUAAACAGAAAUGAAACAGAAAUCGUAUGAAUCACCAGCAACAUGAUUUUAAACUGUUACUAUUAUUACAUAUAUUUAUGAAAAAAAAAGUUUUUUUUUUCGAUCGGUGAAUACAACUUAUCGAUUAAAUGUUUGUUUUUCCGUUUUGUAAAAACAAAAAAAAAAUCAAAUCAUUUGAAACAUUGAUAGUUCAAUUCUACAUCUUUGCACUGACUGCUUCAGAGCAGAAGGAGAACUGCUAUGUGAGCAAUCUGCAGGGCCCAAAGCUGAGGCAAGCCGCUCUUCCGCGAGUUAUUACAGAAGAAAAAAAGACGCGAGAAUAUGCAACACAUUAGUUGGAAACUGAUUACAUUAAAAGCACUUUCUAGAGAAAACAAAAUAAAACAAAAAAUCUAAAAAGUAGUCUAAUGUUCAUGUAUAUUUCAUUACCUUUAAGUUAUCACUAAGACAACGUAUAAAAAAAAGAAAUCAAUUAAAUACAAACAGUGAAAAAGUUUCCAACCGAAGAGACAUCAAAGAGAAAAGCAAAAAAAACACUGGUACUCGUUUGAUCCGUCUUUUGCAGAAAACUCUGAUCCCACUCAUUCUCCUUUCUCGAAAGAAAUACCUAAUAUGCAAAACGCAAAAUAAUAGCGUAAAAUGAAAAUAAAACAAAACUAAAACCGGCGAAAUUAAGAUAGACAUUAACACAAUAGCAAGGCAGAAAGUAAAAUAACGGAAUAACAAUAGUCUCAAUACAUUAAAGGGCACUCUGCUUCAAAAAGAAAAGAGAAAAAAACAAGGCCGACCAACGCGGGCGGAAAACAAAACAAAGAAAAAACAAAUCGAUUUUGUGGAUCAUCUCUUUGGCGAAGAAGAAUGCUAUAUUGAAUCGUACAGCUAACUAAACAGCAACAGAUAGCAACAACUAAGCAUGCUACAUACAAGAGCGGAGCAUAAGUCAUAGGGAAGAAUAGUGAAGUUUAGUACUAUGAAAUAA
Messenger RNA from Sabethes cyaneus, 4118 nucleotides. RefSeq names its product WW domain-containing adapter protein with coiled-coil homolog (gene wcy). Gene Ontology annotation, cellular component: nucleus. The transcript has 11 exons. Gene Ontology annotation, biological process: regulation of autophagy; positive regulation of TORC1 signaling. Gene Ontology annotation, molecular function: RNA polymerase II complex binding; chromatin binding. NCBI's taxonomy places the organism in Eukaryota, Metazoa, Arthropoda, Insecta, Diptera, Culicidae. The record is from RefSeq and is a predicted model, not a curated record. The coding region runs from base 497 to 2809 and encodes 770 amino acids.